Messenger RNA from Papaver somniferum (opium poppy), 2310 nucleotides. Its product is annotated as probable pre-mRNA-splicing factor ATP-dependent RNA helicase DEAH9. The transcript is spliced from 22 exons. Gene Ontology annotation, cellular component: intracellular anatomical structure. Lineage: Eukaryota; Viridiplantae; Streptophyta; Magnoliopsida; Ranunculales; Papaveraceae. Bases 44 to 2092 code for a protein of 682 amino acids. The record is from RefSeq and is a predicted model, not a curated record. Gene Ontology annotation, molecular function: RNA binding; ATP hydrolysis activity.
UUGGCUCCUCCUCCUCCCUCCGAAAGUGUAAGAAAGCAAAGAAAUGUCUAGGUUUUGGAAACCAGGAACAGAGAGACCACAACUCGUAGACGAUGAAGAAGGUGGAGUCAUCUUUGUGUCAUCAACUCCAUCUCAUAGUAUUGAGAAGCAAAGACAAAGAUUACCAGUAUACAAAUAUCGUACUCACAUUCUUUACCUAGUUGAGAAUCAUGCUGCUACCAUCAUUGUUGGUGAAACUGGUAGUGGUAAAACUACUCAAAUCCCUCAGUUUCUUAACGAAGCUGGUUGGGCUGAAGGUGGACGGGUUAUUGCUUGUACACAACCAAGACGAUUGUCCGUUCAGUCCGUUGCUGCGAGGGUAGCUGAAGAGAUGGGUGUAACUCUUGGAGAUGAAGUUGGAUAUACAAUUCGUUUUGAAGAUCUUACAAAGCCAGGUGUAACCAGAAUCAAAUUUCUUACUGAUGGCGUUCUACUGAGGGAAAUGAUGGAAGAUCCUCUUUUGACCAAAUAUAGUGUUAUAAUGGUGGAUGAGGCACACGAGCGCUCCCUUUCAACUGAUAUCCUAUUGGGUCUCCUUAAAAAGAUUCAAUGUCGGAGACCUGAGUUGCGUCUCAUAAUAUCAUCUGCUACAAUUGAAGCAAAGUCUAUGUCUGCUUUCUUCCGCCCCAGCAAAAGACGUGAAGAGAAAGGAGCUGACAAGCUUGGACCAACAAAAGAACCUGCCAUACUGUCUGUCGAAGGUAAAGGAUUUACAGUUCAGACUCACUAUCUCGAGGAACCUGCAUCCGAUUAUUUGCGAACUGCUGUUUCAACAAUUUUAGCUAUUCAUGAUCAGGAACCUCCAGGCGAUGUUUUGGUGUUCCUUACUGGUCAGGAUGAUAUUGAUGCAGCUGUUCAACUGCUUACAGAGGAUAACACUAGGCGAUCUUCUGGUCUACUGGUGUUACCUUUGUACUCGGGGCUUUCACGUGCGGAUCAGGAACUUAUCUUUUCCCCUACACCUAGAAGCAAGAGGAAAGUUAUAAUAUCUACUAAUAUUGCAGAAACUUCAUUGACCUUGGAGGGUGUUGUCUAUGUUGUGGAUAGUGGGUUCUCGAAACAGCGUUUCUAUAAUCCGAUUUCAGAUAUAGAAAAUUUGGUGGUCGCACCAAUAUCCAAGGCAUCUGCUAGACAAAGAGCUGGGAGAGCUGGAAGAGUACGGCCAGGGAAGUGUUACAGGCUAUAUACUGAAGAGUUCUUUAAUAAGGAAAUGUCUGCUCAUGGGAUCCCAGAAAUGCAGAGAUCAAACCUCGCUUCGUCUAUAAUUCAAUUAAAGGCCUUGGGUAUAGACAAUAUCUUAGGUUUUGAUUGGCCAGCACCUCCAGCACCAGAGGCAAUGGUUAGAGCACUUGAAAUUCUUUAUUUACUUGGGGUUAUCGAUGAUGAUGCGAAACUUACUUCACCGGUUGGAUUUCAAGUUGCUGAGAUUCCACUGGACGCUACCGUAUCGAAGAUGAUCUUAUCUGGGCACCUUUUAGGGUGUUCUGAGGAGGUUAUAACAGUAGCAGCAAUUCUCUCCAUCCAGUCUAUUUGGGUUUCUGUUAGAGGAUCACAAAAAGAGUUGGAUGAAGCUAAACUGCGAUUCGCUGCGGCAGAGGGGGAUCAUGUAACAUACCUGAACGUGUAUAAAGCAUACCUGCAAUCCGGUAAAUCUCCACAAUGGUGUCAUAAGAACUUCAUUAAUUAUCAGGCGAUGAAAAAGGUUGUUGAAACUAGGGGACAACUGACUAGAAUUGCGCAUCGGCUCGGCAUAGCCUUAAAGUCAUGCGAAAAAGAUACAGAGGUAUUCAGAAAGGCAGUUACUGCUGGUUUUUUCACCAAUGCAUGUCGUUUGGAAGGUGGAGUGUAUAAGACUGUUAGGAAUUCACAAGAAGUACAUAUCCAUCCAUCGUCGGUACUAUUCAGAGUGAAUCCGAAAUGGGUAGUCUAUCAUUCUCUUGUCUUGACUGAUCGGCACUACAUGCGCAAUGUCAUGACAAUUGAGCCUUCCUGGCUAACAGAGGCUGCACCCAAUCUUUAUCAGCAAAAAAGCUCCAAUUUUGAUGCACGUUGACCAUUUUGUUGGCGGGGCGAUGGAAUGAGCUGUUACCAUCCUGAAAAACUGUAGAUAAUACAUCUGUAUGCAAGUGCAAAGACAGAUUUGAAAUGGAAGGCAUAACUUUUGUGUGAAUUUUUUUCAUCUUACUCUUCAAUGCCUCCUAAGAAUAUCAAAAACCAAGACCAGCAUUUAUGCUCUCAAUAUUAGUUGAGAUCCUUUUGGUACCUGCUCAA